This is a messenger RNA of Cotesia glomerata, 2919 nucleotides long. RefSeq lists its product as uncharacterized. The record is from RefSeq and is a predicted model, not a curated record. Bases 1 to 2919 code for a protein of 972 amino acids. NCBI's taxonomy places the organism in Eukaryota, Metazoa, Arthropoda, Insecta, Hymenoptera, Braconidae. The transcript has 4 exons.
AUGUCUCAACAAAUUAUAGAAGCUAUUCGCAGCUUGGUGGAUACAGUGUCCCAAUCUUAUAACGAUUUAAAAUCGAACCCAGUGAGUGCUGAACAAUGUGAUCGGUGUUUUAAUGUUUGUCAGGAUACUAUUAACUACUUUAAUACUAUUUUAUUAGAUCCUCAGACAAGUGUGCAUGUAAAACGCAGUGUUAGAACACAGAUUACCCUCCUGCAUUGGUUUAGUGAACAGUUUUUGCUAUUGAGUGGUCAGGUUGUGGGUGGGGAUUUAAAUCAACAAAAUAAUUCUAUUAAAUGGCAAGAUCUUGGAAAUGCCUUUUCAAACAACAUUAAGACUGGUGCGGUAAUCAACCGUACUCACAAAAAUGUGGGGGAAUUUUUUACUUUUUCUGAGAAUAUUGUUUGUGCAAAAGUUCAAGAGAUGUUAAACAAAGUAAAUAGUUUAAAAAUUAAUGUUGAAUUUUUUGGUAAAUUUGAGAUUCCAACCACCAAUCGAGAAGAAGUAAAAUCUUUCGUUACACAAAGUCGCGAAAUAUUAGCAUCUACAGAUAUUGCUGACUGGUAUAAAAAUCACGUGACCAAUGCCUUGAUAAGAAAAAUCGAAGAAUUCUGUCAAGAAAAAUCUGGAUGGCGUUUAUCAGAAAUUUCAAAUUUAGUAGUAACGAUGUCAAAAUAUCAACCCCUUCAUGCUGGAAUUUCAACUUGGGUGAGGAUACCUCAGAAGAUAAUCAACAGACAUGCAGUUUUGAAUAUUGAAAACUUUGAUGAAUACUGCUUCCUCUGGUGUGUUGUAGCUGCUAUUCACCCUCCAAGGACGAGUCACAGAGAGAGAACUACUUCUUAUCCACAUUUUAGUGAGGUACUUAAAUACGACGGUAUUAAUUUUCCUAUUCAAAUUAGAGAUAUUGCAAAAUUUGAAAAAAUGAACAAUUUAUCUAUUAAUGUAUACGGCUUAGAAUCUGAUUUCUCUAGUGAAAAAUCCGAUAAGAAAUCUGAUGAAUGUGUAAUAAUUCCGGUGUAUUUAAAAAAUUGCAUUGACUGGUUUGUGGGUAAACUUAAAAAUUUUGCAAUUGAAGUAGAUUCAUAUUUAAAAAAUCCAAUACCUAUGAAACCUUUGACUAAACAACAAUUAGAAGAACAUAAACAGGCAAAUAUUUGUUAUAUUUGCGAAAAAAAAAUUAUAAAUUCUCAAGACAAAUGUUACGAUCAUAAUCAUUUUACGGGAUAUUACAGAGGACCUGCUCAUUUAUCGUGUAAAAUUGAUUUAUUACCAAUCAAUAAAGAUCGUUAUAUUUCUUUUACUAAGCAUGUUGAAAAAACAUGCGUUAAUCUAAGAUUCAUAGACUCAUUUAAAUUUAUGGCUUCUAGUCUAGAUAAAUUAGCAUCGAACUUAAAAGAAGAUGAUAAAAAGAUAACAAAACUUCAUUAUAAUGAUCUUGAAAAAUUUAGAUUAGUCAUUAGAAAGGGAGUAUUCCCGUAUGAAUAUAUAACAUCGAUAGAUAAACUCAAUGAUACAAAAUUACCUGAGAGGAAGCAUUUUUAUUCGAAAUUAUCCAACAGUAAUGUAACCAAAAAAAAUUACGCAUUCGCUCAAUUAAUCUGGAAAGAAUUUAAUAUAAAAACAUUAGGAGAGUAUUCUGAUUUAUAUCUUAAAACUGAUGUUCUUUUAUUAGCUGAUAUAUUUGAAAACUUUAGAAGUAAUUGUUUAAAAACUUAUCGCUUAGAUCCUUUACACUACUAUACAGUGCCAGGGUUAGCUUUUGAUGCAAUGUUAAAGUAUACUGGUGUUGAGUUGGAAUUAUUAACUGAUUCGGAAAUGAUGCUAUUCAUUGAAAAAGGUGUCAGAGGUGGUGUUUCUCAGUGUACAAAUAGAUAUGCAUUAGCAAAUAAUAGAUAUAUGGGUGAUAAUUUUGAUUCAAAUAAACCAGAAUCCUAUUUAAUGUAUUUUGAUGUUAAUAAUUUGUAUGGUGCAUCUAUGAGUAUGCCUUUACCAACAGGCUCAUUUGAAUGGGUUGAAUUAAAUUUCGAUAUAACUCAGGAAAUUAAUAAAUUUUUGAAUAAUACCGAAGGUUUUGGCUAUAUACUUGAAGUUGAUCUAAAAUAUCCGGAGGAAUUAUAUGAUCUACAUAAAGAUUUACCUUUAUGUCCUGAACACUUUUUACCUCCAGACAGCAAACAUACAAAAUUAGCAACUACUUUGUAUGAUAAAAAAGAGUAUGUAAUACACUAUAGAAAUUUAAAACAAUGUUUAGACUUGGGAUUAAAAUUAACAAAAGUACACCGAAUUUUAAAGUUUAGAGAGUCGCCAUGGUUAAAACCGUAUAAAGAUAAGAAUACAGAUUGUAGAAAGGCUGCAAAAAAUGAAUUUGAAAAAGAUUUUUAUAAAUUAAUGAAUAAUGCAGUUUUUGAUACAGAUAGUCUAAUUUAUCACUUUACUGUACCUAAUAUAUAUGAAAUCAUCAAACGUGAUAUUGCAAAGUUUGAUACCUCUGACUAUCCACCAGAUAAUAUUUACAAUAUUCCAUUAGUAAAUAAAAAAGUUUUAGGAUUAAUGAAAGAUGAAAACAACGGUAAAAUUAUGUCGGAAUUUGUUGGAUUAAGAGCAAAACUUUACGCUUUUCAAAUAUAUAAAUCUAAAGAAGAUCAAAUUCAAAUGUAUGAAUCUGAUGAAGAAGUUAAAGAUGAUACGGUUAAAAUGCGAGCAAAAGGAGUCAAGAAAUCAACUUUGCGAACUAUAACAUUUGAUGAUUAUAAACAAUGUCUAUUCGAUAAUAUAAAAGUAAAAAAAGAUGAAUAUGUUAUAAAAAGUAGAAAUCAUGAAGUUAAUACACUUCUUCAAACGAAAUUAGCUUUAAGUUGGGAAGACGAUAAACGUCAACUUCUCAUAAAUAGUACAGACACUUUACCUUGGGGGUUAUGA